UGCCUACAUAUAUAUGUAUUCCAACAUCAGGGCUUGGCCAUGACCUUUCGAUAAACUCAUUACAACACUGGCCAGGGCCUGCCUCGGCUGCCUGGCUAGGUCCUGGUUUCAAGCUAUGGCCAUCUAGUGGUCAUUUUUUGUCAGGGUCGUCUGUUUGAGUGGAAUUAAUGUGUAUUCCAACCUUAGAUAAAUUAUUGUACACUUUAUUAUUGUCAUAUUUAAUAUUUAAUUAAGUGGAAUUAAUCUGUAUUCCAACCUUAGAGAAAUUAUUGUACACUUCUUAAUUGUUCUAUUCAAUACUUAUUUAGCACCAGUAGCAAGAACAGGAGGUUAAAAAAAUGUAAUACCUUAUUAUCCAAGCCCCUACAAGUCAUUAUAUGGCUCACUGAAAGCUACAAUGUAAUGCCAAGUAUCAUCGAAUCUUUUUUAAAUCCAAGAUAUAAUCGUUGAUGGUUGGAAAGUAGUAAACAUAAGAUAUGAGAGAAAAAUGAUUUCAAGGAAAAACUCAUUUUUGUUUGUUCAAUGUCGACCUUGUUUCUUAUUGACACAAAAGUAACUGUUGAAGUUUGAAUGUAACAUUUUUUUAGCAAGUAGUAAAUUAAUUUUUCAAUAAUUAUGUCGAAAAGAUAUUUCUACAAACUCAAGUUGCUGAUGUAAUGCAUUUUAUUAAAUGAAGUUAGGUAGUGGAGUUAACCAUGUAUGCUGUUAGUGAAUAACCAUGUACUGCCAAGAUAAAGGUUCAUCUACAUCUAAAGUAAAAGAAGCAAUAUCAAAAGAUGAAGCUGAUGAUGCAAUAAAUAAAGGAUCACUACCGUACAAUGGGUAUUCUGAAGAGUUUUUGGACUGUUUAGAACACAAUGGCAAUAUUAGCACAAGUAAAGAAAGACGUUAUGGUUUGUUCAUGUCCUUUACUAGCAAAUAUCAUAAUAUGUUAUUUUCAGACUGGUCUGGUAUUGGUGAACAUGAUCGAGUUCGUAGACAACUCUCUGUUUCAAGUGAUUCCAAACUUCUUGAUGAGGAUAUUAGAGAAGAAGCGAAAGUUAUUUUACGACCACGGCGACCUCCAAGACCAAAAUCAGAAGUUUUUCUUGGACCUAAUCCACCACUUAGACGAACCAAAAGAUUUUCAGCAUUUGGUGGUGAUUCUCCGUUUGGAAAAUCCGAAGCUUAUAUUAAAUUAGAACAAUUAGGUGAAGGCUCAUACGCAACUGUUUUUAGAGGUUUUAGUCAAUUAACAAACCAGGUUGUGGCUUUGAAAGAAAUAAGGUUACAAGAAGAAGAAGGAGCACCUUUUACUGCCAUUCGUGAGGCAAGCUUACUUAAAGAGUUGAAACAUAAUAAUAUUGUCACUCUGCACGACAUUAUUCACACUCGAGAAACUUUAACUUUCGUUUUUGAAUAUGUGUAUACGGAUCUCUCUCAGUAUAUGGAAAGACACAGUAGUAUAGGUCAAGGUCUUGAUCCACAUAAUGUUAAACUGUUUUUAUUCCAACUUCUGCGUGGACUGGCUUAUUGUCAUCAACGGAGAGUAUUACAUCGGGACGUAAAGCCACAAAAUCUUUUGAUCAGUGAAAUAGGAGAAUUAAAACUUGCAGAUUUUGGUCUAGCUAGGGCAAAAUCUGUCCCGUCGCAUACUUAUUCGCAUGAAGUUGUUACUCUUUGGUAUAGACCCCCAGAUGUGUUACUUGGUUCUACAGAAUAUUCUACUUCAUUAGACAUGUGGGGUGUAGGAUGCAUUUUUGUAGAAAUGUUAACAGGAGUCCCCACUUUUCCUGGAGUUCGAUGUACUUACGAUCAAUUAGAUAAGAUUUUCAAGAUUCUUGGAACACCUACUGAAGAAACCUGGCCAGGGGUUACACGAUUGCCAGGAUACAAGCCUAACCGAUUUGCCUUUUAUCCACUAAAAAAGCUUGGAAUUUCAUUCCCGAAAUUAUACGAUGUAGCUGACGUUGAUAACAUGGCAUCAUCACUUUUGCAACUGAAUCCAGAUAAUAGGAUUGGUGCUCAUGAUGCUUUACAUCAUCCUUAUUUUUCUUCGUUGCCAAUCAAAAUUUAUGAGUUACCAGAUGGAGCUCAUCUAAAGUAUGGCAUUGCCAAUACGGCAUGGGUUCAAGUCGUCUUCAAGUCAGCUUUUCAGAAGAUGAAUCUGAUUAGGAUUUAUUUUCAAGGCACUGCUUGUCAGGGUAACAUUGGUUUAAGUUUUGUUCAGCACCUGGGGAAGGAAGCAAGAACUCUCAUUUGUACUAAUUAUGUUCCUGAUCCAGAACUGCCACGGCAAUCUAGUGUGCAUCCAACAUGGGCAAGCACAAAGAGUUACUCGGGCUUAGUGCUUGCCCUGGUGGCAGGUGCCACUAAGUAG
Copidosoma floridanum is the source of this 2359-nucleotide messenger RNA. It is a transcript of the gene Eip63E, whose product is annotated as cyclin dependent kinase Eip63E. Gene Ontology annotation, biological process: protein phosphorylation. Gene Ontology annotation, cellular component: cytoplasm; nucleus. The record is from RefSeq and is a predicted model, not a curated record. Lineage: Eukaryota; Metazoa; Arthropoda; Insecta; Hymenoptera; Encyrtidae. Gene Ontology annotation, molecular function: ATP binding; cyclin-dependent protein serine/threonine kinase activity.